UGGGACUUGGCAGCCAGUCCAACUGCAGGUUUCGGUUUAGAUGCAGGUGUUGUGAAUAGAUUGGUAGGCUGUGGGCCAACACAGACUUAUUCGAGAAGAAGAGACUGAUUUAGCUGGGAGAAGAAAGUGAAAGUAUCCCUAAAUAAGGGACACUGGCGACAUUACUGCCUUUUCAGACGGUUUAGAAAUGAUUUAUUGUUAUUUCCUCGCCGUCUGGAUCCUUGCCUCCUCGGCAGUUUCUGGGCAAUCAACACAAUAUGUACUCCUGGGUGAGACAGUCACCUUCAGGACGGAUAUCAGAGACCGCCUUGAUGACAUUCUGUGGAAACAUAAUGGGAAUAAAGUGGUACAAUUUGAUGGCAAUGAGCAAACUGAAUACAACCCAUUUCAAAAGAGGAUCACUCUCGACUGGCACUCUGCAGACCUGGAAAUCAACCAACUGACACAUAGUGACAGUGGACAAUAUGAAUUGGAUGCAGCACAGAAAAAUGGUUUGAAUCGUCUUAACUUUGAAUUGAAGGUCUUAGACAGAGUAACCAAGCCCACCAUAACCUGUAACAUGAGCGAUGGCAGCAGCUCUGACAAAUCUGGAAGUGAAGCCACACUGAUGUGCUCUGCAAAAACAUCACAAUCCUUAAACUACGAGUGGCGCCAACCUGGAAAAAUUCAGUCUGGCCAGAUAUUAACGAUAUCACUAGGGACAGAACAUGACGAUAAAGUAUACAGCUGUACUGCAAGCAACCAAUUGUCCAAAGAAAUAGCUACAUUCACUGCAAAGGAUUGCUACCCUGUUGGAGCCUCAGCUGGACUGAUUACUGGACUGGUUAUUGGCGGGAUAGUAAUACUCUUGUGUGUUUUGGGUGCAGUGUUCUGUGCAGUAAAGCAUAAAGCAUGCUUUGCAAAAAAGGAGAAAACAGACGUGGAACAACAGCCACAUAGUAAGCCUCUUCUUCAAAGAGAAGAAACAAUACCCUCUUCCCACCCGCUUCGCCAUUUGGCAGAAAUUGUAAAGAAUCACAAUUUUGAUCACAAUGAUGAAAAACACAACGAGCUGGACCUGGGCACUAGAGAAAGUAAAGUGUCAGAGGGACAAGAAUAUGAGGAAGCAAGGAAUUUUAUUAAUUAUGGUGAUGGUGCUUCUGCAGCCCAGCCAAGUUCUCCUUUGAUCAACAAGGAAGCUGUUGUUGGGAAAGAUAUCAACUCUGGAAAAAAGAAAGAAAAUGAAUCAAGUGGCUCAGAGUCAGAGGAAGAUAAAUUUGUAACUGCACCGGAGUAUCCUAAUAUUGCUUAUGGUGCUUCUACUAACCAGCCAAGUUUACCAUUGCUCAACAAGACAGUUGUUGUUGGGGAAGAUCUCAACUCAGAUCAGGUCACUGGAGAAAAAAAAGAAGAAAAUGAAUCAGAUGACAUGAUAAAGAAGAAAGGACCACCGACCAUUCCUGAAAAAACAGGUGCAGAAACCACACCAAUAACCUACUUUUUGGUUUUUCCUAUUACAGAAAGCGUCACAGUUUGA
Molecule: messenger RNA, 1516 nt
Organism: Neolamprologus brichardi
Lineage: Eukaryota; Metazoa; Chordata; Actinopteri; Cichliformes; Cichlidae
Source: RefSeq, a predicted model, not a curated record